AUGCUCAUCCUCGCCGCUGCUUCCCUCACUCUCAUCGGCCUCAGCGCCGCCUCUCCUCUCGGCGAGCGGCAGCAAGUCGUCCCCAACUACCCGUCGAAAUCCGCCUCCAAGGGCUUCCGCCUCGUCGUCAACGUCACCGAUCCCUCCACGGACUUCCAGCCCCCCAUCCAAAACACCUACGUCUCCAGCAUCCACGUCGGAGCCGGUCUUGCCCUUGUCGGCCAGGGCCCAGACGCCGCCCGCGGCCGCAUCUUCUACCAGAACGGCACAGUCACGCAGCAGAGAUACAGCCAGUCCAAUGUCCUCUCCGACAGCGGCACUCCUCCCUUCCCCUCGGGCCUGAAGCUCGUCAAGGACCCGGACUCGGAGACGCUGUCGACGGCUCACCUGGACGGCGGGCCUGGACAGGCCGGCAUUGGCAUUACUCGCUUCCCCGAGCCCUACGCCUUCUUGUACCCCGAGACGUGGGUUGCCUGCAACGAGAGCCUGCGCUAUUAUCAGGGCCAGUACUUUGUUAUUUUCAAGCAGGCCAAUACGACCAUUGGCGAUGACGCUUCCAUCAACCCAAACGUCCCUGACGGCUGCAUUGCCGUACGCCUGGUCCCCGAAUGCACCCAGCUGAAUGACCUGCCUGCUGGUGCAAUCGCCAGCCACGAGCAUGCUCUCGACUCUGAGUGCUACCCUGACGUCAAGUCUUUGGAUUGGGCCCAGUAUGGACCUUAG
Metarhizium album ARSEF 1941 is the source of this 723-nucleotide messenger RNA. RefSeq lists its product as uncharacterized. The transcript has a single exon. The coding region runs from base 1 to 723 and encodes 240 amino acids. Lineage: Eukaryota; Fungi; Ascomycota; Sordariomycetes; Hypocreales; Clavicipitaceae. The record is from RefSeq and is a predicted model, not a curated record.